Molecule: messenger RNA, 5065 nt
Organism: Rhodofomes roseus
Lineage: Eukaryota; Fungi; Basidiomycota; Agaricomycetes; Polyporales; Fomitopsidaceae
Exons: 33
Coding region: 146-5065 (1639 amino acids)
Biological process (GO): transmembrane transport
Cellular component (GO): membrane; fungal-type vacuole
Molecular function (GO): ATP binding; ATP hydrolysis activity; ABC-type peptide transporter activity
Source: RefSeq, a predicted model, not a curated record
GUUUACUCCGAGACUGAUCAGGGCGCCCGACGUUGGCCCGACGCUGACUCGAAGCGCUCAUCUAUAUAGCCUCUACCCCACUUGGGUCCGGGACGCAAGCUCGUCUGCUAUUCUCUGGUGGCUGUAUUCCUCUCGUAGGCCGGCGAUGGAAAGUCAGGGCUAUCUGGCCAGCCUCUGGCAGUCGACCUGGGAUACGUCUCAAUUCUAUCUAGGACAAGCCCCGAGUUCCGCCAGGCCGUUCACUCCGUCGAGUGUGUCGCAGCUAGCGGGUGCAACUACUGUCUUCACAGAUAGUCUUGUAUUCCCUGGGUAUGCGGCAACAGCUUCGCUGCUCGUGUUGUUCGCACAGCUCGUCGCGCGUUCGGAACCAGCGAAGACGUUAUACAAGAAACUUGCGACCUCGGACGCGGACUCGGUGGAUGGGACAGAGGAAGAGGACACAGCCGAUGUCGCGACGGAGCCGCAGCAUUCAUCUGUCGUUACACGAUACACAGCUCAGUAUGGUGGUCCGGUCAUCUUCGCCUAUCGUGUUCUCCGCCUCCUGUGCACACUUGGCCUCCUUGCCUUGUCCAUCUUCACUGCAGUCGUCAGUGCUCACGAAGGCUCUGCACCUCUUGGCUCUCUCACCCUGCCGCACGUUGCACUUUGUCUGGCCUAUGCAUAUGCGUCAAUUCUCGGUGUGAUCUCUGUCAUAGUGAACGCGAACGCCGCUAAACUCGCGACGCACCACCUGGCUCUGGUGCUUGCGUUCACUUGGGCUAUCUUCGUCUACCGCGACGUCUGGCCGCUUGCCACCUUCACUCUUCAGCCAGUAGAUCGCGCAGAAGGCGGGCUGCUGUGGGCGAAGUUUGCUCUCCUCACGGUUGCCGGUGUGGCGGUGCCCUUGCUUGUUCCUCGCCAGUACACACCCGCUGACCCCAAGGACCCAUGGAAGCCGAUUCCAGAGCAGACGUCGUCACUGCUCUCGAUGAUGCUGUUCCUCUGGAUGGAUCCGACUGUCAUCGAGGCGUACAAGGUCCCACACCUACCACUCGACAGGCUCCCGCCGCUCGCCGACUACGACAGCGCGAAGCACCUCGUCAAGCGCAGCUUCAAGCGCCUCGACCCGUUCCAAGUGAAGAACCAGCGGCACCUGUUCUUCGGGCUGAUGUCCGUGUUCCGCACGGAGUACAUAGUGCUCGCGAUCACGUUGUCCAUCCAGGUUAUCACGGCCUUCGCGAGUCCGCUCGGGAUCAGGAAUCUCUUGCGCUACCUCGAGGCGGACGGCGAGGGCGCGGUCGUACGGCCGUGGGUGUGGAUUUCGUGGCUGUUCAUUGGGCCGAUGGUUGGCUCGGUCGCGCUGCAGUGUUACAUCUUCACGACUACCCGCAUGCUCGUGCGCACGACGAGCAUCAUCACGCAGCUUCUCUUCGAGCACUCCCUGCGCAUCCGCAUGAAGGCUGAGGUGCCCGACUCGCCUGCGAGCAGCACUGUCACCACGGCCGUCGGGACGCCAGACAACGCGUCCAUCGCGGAGACUGAGGGUGUGCCCUCGCAGAGCCCCACUGAAGGCGAGAACCACAGUCCGGCGGGCAGCGAAGACGAGACGGUACGCGCUAGCACCAUCAGCGUCACUUCGACUUCAACUACUGCCAAGGGCAAGAGAAAGUCCAAGGCACUCUCCCAGGCGGGGGAAGGUAAGACGGAGGGGCCGAAGAAGAGCGAAGAGGCGAAGGGCGGAAAUCUUGUUGGCAAGAUAAACAACCUGGUCACAACGGAUCUGGACAAUCUUAUCAAUGGACGCGACUUCUUGUUCAUCGUGAUCGAAAUCCCAUUACAGCUUUCCCUCUGCAUAUGGUUCUUGUAUUCCAUUCUCGGCUGGAGCGCAUUCGCCGGUAUGGCGACGAUGGUGCUACUGUUCCCGCUCCCCGGCUACGUCGCCGGCAAGAUUCAGACCGUCCAGGUGGAGAAAAUGAAGACAACGGAUCAUCGCGUACAGAGCGUCACGGAGUCAAUGAACGUAAUUCGCAUGAUCAAGCUAUUCGGAUGGGAGCCUCGUGUCGUACAACAGCUCUCAGACAAGCGCGAGCACGAGCUGUUCUACCAAUGGAGGUAUAGGAUGCUAGGGCUCAUCAACGCAAAUCUCAACUAUAUCAUUCCAUUGAUAACGAUGAUAGUCACGUUCAUAACAUAUUCUCUGGUCAUGAAGAGGGAGCUGACAGCGUCGACGGUGUUCUCAACCAUGUCAGUCUUUGAUAUGCUCAGGCAGACUCUGCAAGGCGUUUUUGCCCUCGUCCCUGCCAUCAUCCGAGCGAAGGUGUCUCUCGACCGUGUGGAUGAGUUCCUCAAAAAGACCGAGCUGCUCGAUGAAUUCUCUGCGGACUCUCAUGAAGCCGAAGCCCUGAUCCCCAAGACACUCGUCACUCAUGACAUCAUCGGUGUUCGCAACGCUGCGUUCACUUGGACGAACGAGAGCCACGGAUUGUCAACGCCAGCGUCGCCGGGUACACCUGGCCGGUCGCGGAGGAACUUCGUGCUUCGUAUCGAUGACGAAGUACAGUUGAAGCGCGGACACGUCAACCUCAUCGUUGGACCUACGGGAUCGGGAAAGACCUCGUUCUUGAUGGCUCUGCUCGGUGAGAUGCACUACAUCCCAUCGGGGCCUGACUCGUACUACCACCUGCCUCGCACUGGUGGCGUUGCGUAUGCAGCGCAAGAGUCGUGGGUGCAGAAUGAAACCAUCAAGGAUAACAUCUUGUUUGGUGCCCCGUAUGAUGAGGAGCGGUACAACAAAGUCAUUGAUCAAUGUGGCCUGUCACGUGAUCUCACUCUCUUUGAGGCCGGAGAUCAGACUGAAGUUGGCGAGAAGGGGUUGACUCUGAGUGGUGGCCAGAAGGCUCGUAUCACGCUCGCUCGUGCUGUAUACUCAUCCGCGGAGAUUCUUCUCCUUGACGACGUGUUGGCCGCUCUUGACGUCCAUACUGCUAAGUGGAUAGUGGACAAAUGUUUCAAAGGAGACCUCAUUCGUGGCCGGACUGUGCUAUUGGUGACACACAAUGUGGCGAUGGCCAGUCCAAUUGCCGAUUUCGUUGUGUCCCUCGGUACGGACGGCCGGGUCGCCGGUCAGGGAACCCUGUCAAAGGUGUUGGCAAAAGAUAAGGAACUAUCCAAGGAACUCGACGAGGAGACCAAGGGUAUCGAGAAAGCCGAGCACACCGUCGACGAUCAGCAACCGAACGACGAGCCAGAGAAGUCGGACGGCAAGUUAAUUAUGUCCGAGGAAGUCUCCGUCGGGCAUGUCAGCUGGCCAGCGUUGAAGAUGUUCUUCUCCAGUCUCGGAGGCGCGCACCAGUUCACUUUCUGGCUGCUAUGCAUAGGUACUCUCGUGUUGUCCCAGCUAUUCGACACACUUGAGACGUGGUUCCUUGGCCAAUGGGCUCGUCAGUACGAGGAGCAUGAUCCUUCUGAGGUCAACGUGCCCUUCUACUUAGCUGGGUAUGGCAUCCUGCUGCUGUGCUCGGCGACCACCUACUGUAUCGGUUACAUGGUUUACGUUUACGGUGCUUUGAGGGCUUCACGCUCUAUACAUGUAUCGCUCGUCCAAUCUGUCCUUGGAACCACUCUCAGGUGGCUGGAUAUGACGCCGACAUCUCGUAUCAUCACUCGGUGUACACAAGAUAUAGCAGCAGUCGAUGGACCUAUCACUGACUACUUCCGGUCGGUCGUGGAAUUGACUGCGGCGAUGGCGUGCAAGCUCGCCGCCGUCGUUGUCAUGUCCCCGAUUUUCCUCUUCCCUGGUGCAUUUGUAGCGAUCGCUGGCGGGUGGCUUGGACAGGUCUACAUGAAGGCGCAGCUGUCGGUGAAGCGUGAAAUGAGUAACGCACGAUCUCCCGUUCUGGGGCACUUCGGUGCUGCUAUUGCCGGACUGACUUCGAUUCGGGCAUAUGGGGCGCAGGAUGCGUUCAGGACAGAGUCGUACGCGCGUAGCGAUCGAUGGACCAUUGCUGCUCGUACCUUUUACAACCUAAACCGGUGGAUUUGCAUCCGUAUAGAUGCUUUGGGGGCCCUGUUUUCUACCGGUCUUGCUGCUUACCUUGUGUACGGAGGCACAUUUAAUGCAUCCAACACCGGGUUUUCUCUCAACAUGGCAGUUGGUUUCAGCGGCAUGAUUCUGUGGUGGGUCCGUAUCUUCAACGAGUUCGAGGUGUCAGGUGACAGCUUGGAGCGUAUCGAGCAAUACGUCCACAUUGAGCGAGAGCCAAAGCCGACGGUUGAUGGUAUUCCCCCCGCAUACUGGCCUGCAAGUGGUGAUUUGAAAGUGACCAAGUUGUCUGCUCGUUACUCUCCGGAUGGUCCUCGUGUCCUGCACGAGCUGUGUUUCGAAGUCAAGUCAGGCGAGCGUGUUGGAAUCGUGGGUCGGACGGGUAGCGGCAAGAGUUCGCUGACACUUUCGCUGCUGCGAUGUAUCCUCACGGAAGGCAAAGUAUACUAUGAUGGGCUGGCUACCGACGAGAUCAAUCUCGACGCCUUGCGUUCAAAUAUUACGAUCAUACCUCAAGUGCCUGAGCUACUCAGUGGUACACUUCGCCAAAAUCUCGAUCCAUUCGAACAACAUGAUGAUGCUGUGCUAAACGACGCACUGCGCGCCGCCGGGCUCUUCAACUUGCAAAGUGAGAUGGACGAAGGACGAAUCACCCUUGACAGUCAAAUCUCGAGUGGCGGGGGCAACCUAUCAGUCGGUCAACGACAAAUCCUUGCGUUGGCGAGAGCCAUUGUUCGCCAAAGCAAGCUGUUGAUCCUCGAUGAAGCAACGUCUGCGAUUGAUUAUGCAACGGAUACCGUGAUUCAAGAAUCUCUACGAAGAGAACUGGAUAAGGGUGUCACGCUGCUCACGAUUGCUCAUCGUUUACAGACGAUCAUGGACGCAGACAAGAUUAUGGUUUUGGAUGCUGGCCGUAUUGUCGAAUUUGGCAGUCCUAGCGAGCUGCUCAAGGAACCAAAAGGCAUGCUCAAAGCGCUGGUAGACGAAAGCGGAGACAAAGACACGCUUUAUGCCAUGGCAAACAAGGCUGCAUCCACUUCAUGA